Eimeria tenella is the source of this 1404-nucleotide messenger RNA. RefSeq lists its product as uncharacterized. Bases 1 to 1404 code for a protein of 467 amino acids. NCBI's taxonomy places the organism in Eukaryota, Apicomplexa, Conoidasida, Eucoccidiorida, Eimeriidae. The transcript has 7 exons. The record is from RefSeq and is a predicted model, not a curated record.
AUGCUUUUCGGGUCAAGUUCGUUUCCCCUCGUAGACAGCAAUUUGUACAUUACCGGAAAAGAUCUUCCACUUCGAAUUGGAAGUUUCUUCAACUGCAACGACUCCAGCAGCUCCCGCAGACACUCCUCACGCCUCACUCUCGAGGACAUCUCCGAAAUAGAAAAACUCAAGGCUUUAGACCACACCAAGUUUUCCCUCCGCCCGCCAGUGGCGGAAGAGGACUUCGAGGAAAGAAAAGCAAAGGCGGCGCGCGAGAAGGCCAAAAACGCAACACUUCCGCUGCGGCGUCGGGACGAUCUGCAGGAACUGCGGACGCGGCUGAUGCGGAUCGACAGCGAAAAAGACCGAAAGGACAUUUUCGAAGACAGAGAAAACGAAUUGUUUUCAAAUUCCAUUUUGAAGAAGGCGCAAGAGGCUGAGGACGAAAACAGAGAAGAAGUCCGAGCCAUGACCAACAUCGUCCUCAAAGAGGCAGCAGCAGAGCGGCAGCGGCUGCAGCAGGAGCUGGAGGAGUCGCUAGAGAAUGAAAGACUGCUGCAGAUAAAAGCAGCACAAGAAAGUGAAAAAGAAAAACUUGCAAAAAUGAGAAUGCAGGAAGAAAUGAUUAAGCAGCAAAUUGCAGAAAGAAGGCUGAAGCGGGAGCUGGAGCUUGCGCAGCGGGAGAAAGAAAGAGAAAUGAUUUUGGAGCAAAUGGAAGUUUUGAAACUUCAAGAAGAAAUUGCAAAAAAACAAAAAGCCGAAAACGCCAAACAACUUCGACUUGAAGUCAACGCCAGAAACCAAAUUCUACUUCAAGAAAAAAAAGAAAGAGAGGCUCUGGAGCUGCUGGAAGAAGCCAAGAUUGUGGCUUACCAGCAGGAGAAGAUCCGCAGAGAAAAGGAACUUGAAGAAAAAAAAAAAGAAAUCGAAAAUGCAAAAUUAAAAAGUUAUAAAUUCAUUUGCGAUAAACGAGACCAACAAAUCGACCAACUCGCCAAACUCGACGCUCUGCGCGCCCGAAGGGCGAUGGCGGAGCGGGAGAGGGCGGAGAGGGCGAAGGAAGAAGCAGCAGCAGCAAAGCAGCGGGAGAUGAACGAAGCUCUUGCUGCUGUGCGGCAGCAGCAGCAGCAGCAGAAGCUGCUGCAGCUUGCUGCUGCUGCAGUGAGCGAAAAGCAAGAGUACGAAAGAGUUGCUGCAGCGCAGCAGCAGCUAGCGCUGGCUGAGCUAGCCAAACAGCAAGCAGCAAAACAAAAACGCAUGCAGCACAUGCAAGAAUUGAAAAAACAAAUCCAAGAAAGAUACUUGCAAAUCGAAAAAAUCAAAAAGACCCAGUUGCAAGAAGCAGAAGAACUCCGAAGGGCCGAAGAAGAAAACAAAAGAGCCAUCGAAAGGGCCAGGGCAAGUCCACCAAACCCUAAACCCUAA